Messenger RNA from Orussus abietinus, 1741 nucleotides. RefSeq names its product glucose-fructose oxidoreductase domain-containing protein 2. Lineage: Eukaryota; Metazoa; Arthropoda; Insecta; Hymenoptera; Orussidae. The transcript has 3 exons. The record is from RefSeq and is a predicted model, not a curated record. Gene Ontology annotation, molecular function: nucleotide binding. Bases 458 to 1630 code for a protein of 390 amino acids.
GAUCUCGGAGUGUCUGAUCGAGUUGUCACGCGAAGUAUCUCACAUUUUUACCAUAGUGAAUGUUACAGAAUCGCGGGAGAUGUUCAUUUUUAGAAUUUUCACUAGAUUCAAGUUACAGAAUCGAGCCGAGUACCUUCAGACUAGAGAUCUCACAUUUUCACUCGAUAGAUAUAGAAUCCGAUAAGUAAAUUCUCGUGAUAUGACAGUGCGAAAAAUGAGCAUUUACACCAAAAAUACAGAAUCGACUGCUUGGCUUGGUGGAAACAGUGUCAAAUGCUUUAAUCAUGAAUACCGACCUUUACAAAACUGUUCUCAUAUCUUGGAAUAAGCGUGGUGGCGCCAUCUAGCGGACUUAUCGCGUACCCCGUACAGCGCCAUAUUUAAUCCUGCUAUGUUUGUUUCCGAUCAACGUGAAAUGUCAAACGUACGAAGCAUUUAACCUGAAAAACCGGCAAUUAUGUUGCCCGGAAUUGGAUUAUUUGGCACGGGGAGCAUCGUGAAGGUAAUCGUUCCCAUUCUGAGAGCACAAGGCUUUAAAAUCGAGGCGGUAUGGGGCCGAACUUUGGCGGAGGCCGCAGAAAUCGCCACCCAGCUCUCGAUUCCUUUCCACACGAGUCAUGUGGACGACGUCCUCCUUAGGAAAGACGUCGACCUGAUAUUUAUCAUGUGCUCGCCAAGUCUGCACGCUCAAAUAGCCGUCAAAGCUUUGGGAAUAGGUAAGCACGUCGUGUGCGACAAACCGAUUGCUCUCAGCCAGAGCGAGGCCUUAAAAAUGGUCAGAGCGGCUCAGUAUUACCCAUCCUUGAUAAGCAUCGUCAAUCACAGUUUGAGGUUUCUCCCUGCGUUCACUCGUAUGAAGAAGGCUCUCGAGGAAGGCUUCCUAUAUGGCCCCGUUACGGUCAUCGAUAUUCGAGUGCAAAUGGGAACGAUGCUGCACGACGACUACGACUGGCUGUGUGACGAGACGAUGGGAGGUGGCAUCCUGGCUCUGGUCGGAACACAUGUCAUCGACCUAAUCUUCCACCUAGUGAAACAACGCGUAUCCAGGGUGCACGCAGUGGUACGCACCUUCACCCAGACAACGAGGAAGAUAAAUGGGAUUCGCUAUAUUACCUCUCCGGACUUCUGCACCUUCCAGAUGGAGCUGUCGGAGGGGACCCUGGUGACAGCGACCCUGAGCAACCACCUGCAGGGCCAGUUGACGCAGGAGGUGCUGGUGUGUGGGGGUGGCGGUUACCUGAUAGCCCGAGGAGGCGACCUAUACGGCCGCCGAGGGGAGCGAGACGCCCUGGAGCCCGAGGAGGUCCUGUACCUCGACAAGGAGAGUCCGGAGGAUCGCGACACCUCCGCCGGAGAGAACGUCCCCUGGCCGUACUCCAGGGGCCUCAGGAACAUGAUCGGCGCCCUCCGGGAGGCCUUCCAGCCCGUGGAGGACAAGAGCGGGUGGAUCAAGAACCCCGUCUCCUCGGCGGCCAGCUUCGAGGACGGCCUCUACGUCCAGGCCGUCAUCGACGCCCUGAGGCAGAGCAACAAGCACAGGGAGUGGACCAAGGUCAACGUCAUGACGGAGGAGCCAGACCCGAACCCUCUGCUCAGCGCUGCCGUCAGGGCGACUGCCAUUUCGCUUUGAAAUUAGUCCUGGACUGGUUAGGCAAUUCCUUUUCACGGAUUUCUCGGGUUAAGGUGAUAUGAAAGUGUGAUAUGUACAUAACAAUACUUAUCAUCACCUUAAGAUGAUAUG